Molecule: messenger RNA, 2436 nt
Organism: Octodon degus (degu)
Lineage: Eukaryota; Metazoa; Chordata; Mammalia; Rodentia; Octodontidae
Gene: Septin3
Product: septin 3
Exons: 11
Coding region: 138-1214 (358 amino acids)
Biological process (GO): cytoskeleton-dependent cytokinesis
Cellular component (GO): microtubule cytoskeleton; neuron projection; cell division site
Molecular function (GO): GTP binding; molecular adaptor activity; GTPase activity
Source: RefSeq, a predicted model, not a curated record
CAGGCGGGAGGCGGAGAGCGCGGAGGGGCGAGGCCCGGCUGUGGGGGCCGCUCGGCCCGGGGGAGCCUGCGCCCCGCUCAGCCUUGCAGCCCCGCGCCCUGAGCAUCUCCCGGAGGAACGGAGACAAAGGAGGAUUCAUGUCCAAAGGGCUCCCCGAGACCAGGACGGACGCAGCCAUGUCAGAGCUGGUGCCCGAGCCCAGGCCUAAGCCGGCAGUGCCCAUGAAACCCGUCAGCAUCAACUCCAACUUGCUGGGCUACAUCGGCAUCGACACCAUCAUUGAGCAGAUGCGCAAGAAGACCAUGAAGACUGGUUUUGAUUUCAACAUCAUGGUUGUGGGCCAGAGUGGAUUGGGCAAAUCAACGUUGGUCAACACACUCUUCAAAUCCCAAGUGAGCCGAAAGGCUGCGAGCUGGAACCGGGAGGAGAAGAUCCCCAAGACAGUGGAGAUCAAAGCUAUCGGGCAUGUGAUUGAGGAAGGUGGCGUCAAAAUGAAGCUGACUGUCAUUGACACCCCAGGCUUUGGAGACCAGAUCAACAAUGAAAACUGCUGGGAGCCCAUCGAGAAGUACAUUAAUGAGCAGUACGAGAAGUUCUUGAAGGAGGAGGUGAACAUCGCCAGGAAGAAGCGCAUCCCUGACACGCGUGUCCACUGCUGCCUCUACUUCAUCUCCCCCACUGGACACUCCUUGCGACCCCUGGACCUCGAGUUCAUGAAACACCUCAGCAAGGUGGUGAACAUCAUCCCUGUCAUUGCCAAGGCUGAUACCAUGACCCUGGAGGAGAAGUCCGAAUUCAAGCAGAGGGUCCGCAAGGAGCUUGAAGUGAACGGCAUUGAAUUCUACCCCCAAAAGGAAUUUGAUGAGGACCUGGAGGACAAGACAGAGAAUGACAAAAUCAGGCAGGAGAGCAUGCCUUUUGCUGUGGUGGGAAGUGACAAGGAGUACCAAGUGAAUGGCAAGAGGGUCCUCGGCAGAAAAACCCCCUGGGGGAUCAUCGAAGUGGAAAAUCUCAACCACUGUGAGUUUGCUCUACUUCGAGACUUUGUUAUCAGGACCCACCUCCAGGACCUCAAGGAAGUGACCCACAACAUCCACUAUGAGACUUACAGGGCCAAGCGGCUCAAUGACAAUGGAGGCCUCCCUCCGGGAGAAGGCCUCCUGGGCACUGUCCUUCCACCUGUGCCAGCCACCCCCUGCCCCUCUGCUGAAUGAAGGCCAUUUCAAGCUGCUUCUCCCUCCAUGCCUCUCAGCCGACCUUGCUGCAGGGCCACGCCCCUCUUAGUGUUGUGCUCGCCCCGCCCGCCCGCGCACCGCAGGUGGGAGGGGCCGGCCGCCUCCUUAGGACAGUGGUUUCCUCCAUUUAGCCAAACCUCUCCUCCCCUCCCGGAGGCAGAGUUCUUGCCCGCACUGUCCCUGCUCCACCGGCUGUGUCAGCCAGCCCCAGCCCACCUAUAGGGAGAAAGAACUCACCAAGAGCAGCUUCUCCCCUCGCCACUCCAUCGCAGCUACGUGACUGUCUCCAAGGGAGAUGACGUUGCUCCCUACCCAUUCAUCCCCAUGAGCUGCUCUUGGCUUCCUUCAAGGGUCGAAAAGACAACUUUUCUGCUUGUCAUAGUCACUGAGAUCAGCCAUGUAAGCCCCAGUGUGGGAUAAGGGUGGCUCUUUAGUUACCCAAAGGUAUAUUUAAAAGGGUGGGUCAUUGCACAUGAGGGGGAGCUGGGUUAGGAUCACUUUUUAAAGAAUCACCACGGUGGCUGGCACCUGCCCACCCUCCCCGUAAUGCAGCCACUUAGCUAGAGUGGUUUUCCCAAAGCAGAGAGUACUAUAGUUGACUUCCUCCUUAUCCUCCAAACAAGGAAAAUGAACUAAAUACACGUCCAAAAGCCCAGAAACUUACAAGCUAUACACUGUAGGAUGAAAAAUGGCACCCUCCUGUUCACUUAGCAAUAAGAGGGGCCUUUCCCAUCUGCUCCUCCUACUCCAGUCUCCUGUCCCUUACCCUGUUAAUGUGAGUAAUGAAUUGGCCUGGCCAUAGAUGGUCACUGUAGUCUAAUGGAAAAUACCCAACAGAGGGCAAAGUCCCCAUCUGAUGCAUGAAUGUUUGCGAAUGUUGGCUUCCACUGCCCCACACACUGUGUCUUUAUAGAACCCUCCUUUGCCUACCCUACCCCAUCUCCACCUGGACACAACUUGCUCAAAGGCUGGUGACUUGUGGGCCAUUCAUCUAUAACUAAGACCUGAUGGAACAAGAGGCCCAAGCCCAAGGGAUGCAAGAACGACCCAUUUCUUAAAUGUCACAGUCCCAGCCAACCUUUUGGUGACACUCUGGUUCAAUUUCCUAAUUGAAAACAAGCCAACAGACACUCAAACUGGUUGUGUAAAUGUUGCUAGACUUUCUGUGUUGUACAACUAAACAUUGCUAUUUGAACAAUAA